Geodia barretti is the source of this 1747-nucleotide messenger RNA. Lineage: Eukaryota; Metazoa; Porifera; Demospongiae; Tetractinellida; Geodiidae. The record is from the annotation of a GenBank genome assembly.
CCACUGUGUAUGCUUGAACUAAAGGACAUGGACACUUUCUCCUUUCCCACUGGCAUCCGGGUUAGAGCGGUUGCACUGCAUAAAAUGUGCAUAAUGGCAGACGUACCGUGACUUGUCCGCCUUGCUUCUGGGAGUCGAGGUGAUCAGAGAGAAGAAUUAGGCCCGCACACGUCCCCCACACACACCGCCGUCUCUCUCCCUCCCUGGCGAACGCUCGCAGCUUCUCCCCGAAGCCGUUCUGGCACAGGAAUACGCUGAGCGUCGUGCUCUCCCCGCCAGGUAUCACUAGUCCGUCAAGUCUUUCUAGCUGCUCCGGGUACUUCACCUCCUCCACGACUACCUUCGCGUCUUUCCUGGCGUCUGCCGCGCUCUCCAGCAUGGCGACAUGCUCCGCGAAGCCGCCCUGCAGCGCCAAGACCCCGAUCCUCGCCUCCUGCGCCGUCUCGCUCAUGGCUGCUGCUGAUAUUGGCUCGACCUGUGGGUGUUGAUUGAGUGGUGGGUGGUACAACCGGUUGGACUGCGUUGCGUCACGUUAGCGUCGGCCGUGUUUGACCGCUGCGUGUCUCAGAGGAAAGCAGCUAUAUAGACACCGAGACGAACAGUGAAGAAUGGCGGAGAGUGGAGAGCAACAAAGCCGUGAGAUCAGCUCUGCUGUACGUACGUUGCUAGGGACGGUGCGGGUGAAGGAAGGGUUGGCUCAGAUGAUGAAGGGCGGUAUAAUCAUGGACGUGGUGAACGCUGACCAAGCUAGGAUAGCGGAGGAAGCGGGGGCCUGUGCAGUGAUGGCUCUAGAGAGGGUCCCGGCAGAUAUCAGAAGAGAUGGAGGUGUGGCAAGAAUGGCUGAUCCUGAGAAAGUGAAGAAGAUAAAAGACGCAGUCACCAUCCCUGUCAUGGCAAAGUGUCGAAUCGGGCAUUUUGUGGAGGCCCAAAUCCUCGAAACCCUCAACGUCGACUUUAUUGACGAGUCAGAGGUACUGACACCAGCUGACGAAGAAAACCACAUCGACAAGACGGUGUUCAAGAUCCCGUUUGUCUGCGGGGCCCGCAACCUGGGAGAGGCGCUGCGCAGGAUCGCCGAGGGAGCUGCCAUGAUCAGAACCAAGGGAGAGGCAGGGACAGGUAAUGUGGUGGAGGCAGUGAGGCAUGCCCGUGCCAUUCGCCGUGAGAUCGCAGUCGCCCGUUCCCUCGGUUCAGCUGAGCUCUGUGGCUAUGCCAAGGAUCUGGGUGUCCCUCUCGAUCUCCUGAGGAAGACAGCGGAACUCGGGAGACUGCCUGUCGUGAACUUUGCCGCCGGAGGACUGGCGACGCCAGCAGACGUGGGUCUCCUGAUGCAGCUGGGGUAGACGGAGUGUUUGUGGGGUCGGGGAUAUUCAAGAGCAGCGAGCCGGAGAAGAGGGCAAGGGCCAUGGUGCAGGCCGUCACCCACUUCAACGAUCCUCAGAUACUCGCCAAAGUCAGCGCCGGGCUUGGAGAAGCCAUGGUUGGGGUGAACUGUGAUGAUCUAAAGGAGAGAUGGGCCACCAGAGAGAAGCAAUCUUCCUGAUCCCAGCCACCAUGUCUCAUCUCAUUGUACUAGUGUAUUAUACUGGAGUCCUACGAUGUUUUAUUUAUUGUCUCUUUGGGAACGGUUGUUAGUGAAAACAGGUUUUAUUCUGAACUAUAUAAUUAACCCUCGGCGCGCAUGCACACCGAGGGUUAUAGUACUAAACCAUCCUCAGACACCAGCCUCUCACUCUGUGAGGACAGC